GCACGAAGCCCAUUAACCGAAGCAGCUGACGAGAAAAUCCGUCCGUAGACUAACAUUAGGUUUUGCGCUUUCGAUAGGAGAAACGUGCAUCGAAAGUAUUUGCCGAGGAGCGAAAUUACCGGAUUGCCUCCCCAGUGAAGACAAACUGCACAAAGAAAUCAACAGAGUCUUUGACAUGGAACGUUCUGUCUCUAACACUUCCAACGUCACCACCGACUUGGGAACCGAGCCUCUGGAGCCUGUUCUAUUAAGGACUGUGGCAUCUUUCGUGAGCGCCUCACUAAUCUGCCUUCUGAUUAUAGGCGCCUUCAUAGCAAAUACUUUUGUGUGUUUAGCUGUUUAUAAACAGCGCUCUGCUAGGCGGAUAACGCGGUAUUUCAUUAUUAAUCUAUGCCUGGCAGAUAUCUUCAUUACAGUUAUAAGUAUGCCUAUUUGGCUGAUUUUUCUGCUGUACGGCAGCAAGUCAGCGAUUCUUUAUCUCGGCGAGACAUUUGUCACGAUUUGGAGACACGUGGACAUCAUGUGUGGAACAGCCUCCAUUCUGAGUUUGACUUCAAUCAGUGUGGACCGUUAUAUAGCAGUUUCCAGGCCCUACUCGUAUGUAGAGACGAUAACUACACGAAGGGCGAUGCACAUAAUUGGAGGAAUUUGGGUCUACUCAAUGACUGUUGCCUUGUUGGUAAAACCACUCAGAGAAUUUAAAGGUGGUUACGCCAUAUUUGUCAUGUUUGCAAGUUUCCUCCUUCCCUUACUAAUAAUCAUUGCAGCUUACGGAAGUAUGUUUCGCGUUGCUAUGCGACACACACGUGGCCUGACCCGUAGAGAGGAAGAAGCAAAUAAUCAUCACCACUGGCAUAAAGAGAUAAAGAGACACCUCAAAGCUGCUAAGACUGUUGCCUUUGUGAUUGGAAGUUUUCUGUGCUGCUGGACGCCAUUCAUCAUUGUGAGCGUUUGUUUUGCGUUUUAUACGUUGAACCCUACCGGAGCGAGUGUCACCAAGUGGCUGGCGUAUCUAAACGCUGUUUUAAAUCCUGUGGUUUAUACCUGCGUCGAUAAACAGUUGAGGAGACUUGUGUUGAAGCGACUUUCUUUCUGUUUUCGUGGAAGGUUUUGGAUGUUUUUCAAAGAAGAUCGCUUUUCACGCUGUGGGACAGAAAACUCUACGCAUAUGAGUUCUGUGUAAAUAAAAUUUUUACUAGUAUCAUAAAAAAUAGAAGAGGAAGCGGUAAAUGAUGACGAUGAUGAAGAGUAACAACAACAACAAGAAAAACUAACAACAGUGGGAUACUUGUCAACAUCUUUAGCAAAUAAAGAGCGACAAUUAUUGAGCAGCAGCAGAAAAAAAAAGCCAUCAACAACUAGCUGUUAUCCUGAAAACAUUUUAAACAGCAACAAUACAGAGGCAAAUUAGUGGAGUAACGCGUAAAGAACAACUUUAAUAAUAGCAAUAACCACAAAGAACUGUGCGGAAUACAUAAAUGAAGCAGAUAUCAGAUCGUGAAUUAAAUUAACAUCAGAACAAACGACAAGAGAAGCUAAUUACCGCUAAAAAUAAAAAGAACAACAACUAGAAAACACUACAAGUAGAAACAGUGACAAAAAAUAGCCUUUCCUUUAGAGAGUCUGUUUGGAGUGGUCUGUACGAUUAUCGACAUUGAUAUUCGUCAUUACAGAGGUCAAACUAUUGUGAAUUCACAAAUUGGUCAGUCAGAUUGCAAUGUUACUUCCAAUUGUGGUAAAAUAUUUAAUUUCUUAAUAUAAAGUGGAAUAGCGGAAGAAUUGUGAAAAUUUGAGUGAAGCACUUCUUUUUAGUCUGUCUUCUCCGCGUUUCGUGAAGAACAGCCUUUGUCAUAUCGCAGUAGUCUUCAUGAACAGGUGCGUUAUACACCAUUUACACUGCACCAUAUUGACUGUUGAGUUCUGUUGACUUGCGAGGAAAGGUUUCAAGAAAGAGCUUAGUUUUUAAGGGGAUCAGCACUAGCUAUUCCAGUAAAAUACUUCAGGACUAAGGAGUGAUUUUUCUCGUUUUAGCUUCAGCUGCCCUGUUUCGUGUUUCAGACA
Messenger RNA from Pocillopora verrucosa, 2061 nucleotides. Its product is annotated as alpha-1A adrenergic receptor. NCBI's taxonomy places the organism in Eukaryota, Metazoa, Cnidaria, Anthozoa, Scleractinia, Pocilloporidae. Gene Ontology annotation, cellular component: plasma membrane; dendrite. Gene Ontology annotation, biological process: G protein-coupled receptor signaling pathway, coupled to cyclic nucleotide second messenger; chemical synaptic transmission. The record is from RefSeq and is a predicted model, not a curated record. Gene Ontology annotation, molecular function: neurotransmitter receptor activity; G protein-coupled serotonin receptor activity.